AUGUUGAAACCUCCCAAUUCUUUGUUCUUCCCCAUCUCUCGAUUCUUCCACCUCUCUUCUUCCCCAUCUCUCGAUUAUUCCAUCACCGCUGGAGAAUCGCCAUUUAUAGAAUCUCCGAACUCGCCAUUAAGAUCGAGGAUGAUACUCGAGCUGAGGGAGAAGGAAAGGAUUCUGCUUCUGUCUUCCACCUCCCAGAGUUCCCGUUCCACCGCCGGCGCUCCCUUGGGCCAAUCAAUCGAAAGGCAUCAACAUCCUCCCGUCGCUGUAAAUCUGGGUUUCGGAAGAUGGAUCUCGAAAGCGUAA
Molecule: messenger RNA, 303 nt
Organism: Linum tenue
Lineage: Eukaryota; Viridiplantae; Streptophyta; Magnoliopsida; Malpighiales; Linaceae
Source: the annotation of a GenBank genome assembly